AUGGUUCAAUCAAUCCAUCUAGCACACACCCCGGCCAACGUGACCCUUUAUGUCGCCGUAUACCGUGAGGUCGAAAACGCGGCCUUCCUCAAGCAACAACUACUGGCUGGGAACGCAGAGUUUGAAUACGCAUUCAUUGAUGCUAGUAUGAUACUUUCAACAAAACAUGCCCUCGCAGCAGCAUUUCGGGCCAUCAACGACUCUAUCAAUGAGCGGCUCAAGUCGCGGAAUGUCCAUUCGGAAAUCGUGUUUUGCUUGAGUCCUAAUAACAAUAUCGGCGAAGCAUUCCGGCGUUACGGCGUGUCGGAGACCACCAAAGAUCUACUCGUCAUGAAAGUCGCUACGACGCCCGACGUGACGUUUGAGAGUGUCAGCGCCCAUCUAUCGACACACGUUCAAGGCAAAGAAUAUCCUUUUGACGAUUCCACGUUCCACGAGACUGCAGACGUCGAUCGCAUUCGGAAAGCUUAUAAGCUCUCCAGUCUGGCGCCCAAGUCGGCACCAGCGAAAUCCGCCAAAGUUCUUAAUGGAGUCACCAAUGGCGAAAAGGUCGACCUGACCAAAAAUCUCGAGGUCCAGAUCCUCGGACUCAUGGCGAUAAGAGGCGCCACCUGA
Capronia coronata CBS 617.96 is the source of this 615-nucleotide messenger RNA. RefSeq lists its product as uncharacterized. Gene Ontology annotation, biological process: telomere maintenance via recombination; tRNA threonylcarbamoyladenosine modification. Lineage: Eukaryota; Fungi; Ascomycota; Eurotiomycetes; Chaetothyriales; Herpotrichiellaceae. The transcript has 3 exons. Bases 1 to 615 code for a protein of 204 amino acids. Gene Ontology annotation, cellular component: EKC/KEOPS complex; cytosol; nucleus. The record is from RefSeq and is a predicted model, not a curated record.